AACACAGGAAGUGGCGCGCAAGUGUUGAAAAACUGUCACACAACAAACUGAAGAUUUAGCACUGUUUAACUUCAACAGCUUUCCAAAUUAGUGUUACGAAGUUUAAUAAAUGUCUUGUCGUGGCUUUACAUCGUAAAAGAUGUCAUUUGUGAGAACGGGGCGACCACAACAUCACACUAAAGGGAAAAAGCCUGUGCGGCCCAAGAAGGCAGGAGCCCCCAAAGGAGAAUGGGUGAGCACUGUGAAUGACCUGUCUGUGCACAAGCUGACCCCUGCAGAACUGAGUCAUCGUCAUGAAAUCCAUAAGUCUCACAACAAGACAGCGGCUCAGUGGGAGCUGAGAGAGAAGGCCUUAAAACGUCGUCUCAGACACAAUGGGAGUCCAGCACCUCUAGACCAGGCUAGCCUCAGCAUCAUCAGGGAGGUGUUCUCUGACCAGCUGCUGCUGCAGGAUGUGCUUGCUCGUUCAGACAGAGCCAUGGCGGUGGUCAAAGACUUGUUUGGAGAUGCUCCCCGCAGACAGACUGGACAUCCCAGUGUGACCAUGGCUCCAAACUGUGACUCUGACUUACCACUUCCUGUCCUCCAAAGGCCAGAUCCUCCAACUCAACUAUCUCUCCUCAGCCAGUCUAUGAUGGACCAACAGGCUCUUAAUGAACUUCAGACUUCAAAUGAAGACCACAGUGAUGAAGACGCAGCUGGUAGCUCAGACUACAAUGUAAUCCGAAGAACUAACAUCCGUAAAAUGAAAACAAGGGCUACAGGCAAAGUGUUGCAGCAGCAGACACUUCAUCCAGGCUCUCGGCAGGUGGACAGAGAUAGUGUUCCUGUAACCCCCCCCACAGUAGGCAGACCACCAGACCAGACAGCUCUAAAUGCUACAGUGGCUGUCCAGCGUGUUAGAUGUUCACAGAGCCAGUCUGGGGAAGACAAGCAGGAUCCUUCACCUUUGGUUUCUCAGGUUCUAAACUAUGAACAGCUACCCAGCCAGUCAGGGCGGAAGACCAGGAAGUGUGUUUCUCAGAGUUCAGAGCUGAAUGGGUCUUCCUUUGCCUCUCUCAGUGGGGACCAGUCCAGUCUGGGCCUGUUGCAGUCCAUGCUGGGUCAAGUGGAGGCAGACUUGGAUUCCUUGAGUCCUAAUACUGUGGCAGCAUCAGCACAGAGUCCAAAACACCACCAGACAAAAGGCCUCACUGGAUUCUCUGUGGCCUUGGUGUCCACACUGGGACGCUUGGUGCACCUCCUCAAACAGCGGGAAGACGAAGCCCAGAGGGGGGCUCAGGAGAGGAGACGGCUGGAGGAGGAGCUGAGGGAGCAGCAGAGGCUGAUUGAUGCACUCACUGCUGAGACCAUGGCUCUGAGAGAAGAGGCUGCUACCCUGCAGGUGAAGUUGCAGGAGCAGACUGCAGAGCUAGAGCAGAAGUUGGACACGGUGGUGUUGGUGAUGGGGGGACUGGGGCUUCUUGAGACAGAGUUUAAUCCACCUCAAGACUGUGACGUCAGAGCUCCAGUGUGUCAUGCUUCACCUGUUCCCGGGGGAGUUGAAACACAAAUGUCUCGAGUGUCUCCUGCUGUGCUGCUGUCCCCCCCUCAGCAACAAAACAACGGGCCACAUAUUCCUGUGAUUAAUCCUCUUCCUGGAGAUAUUCUGCGUUCUUGUGAGGACAUCAAGACCCACAGCUCAGCCUCGAGCCUCACCAGCCUGCCCUGCACCUCCUCUCUGUCACUAAGCUCAGAACCUCUCAGUUCGCACAUGUCUCCAGAGGCCAUGCUGGCUGAGAUCGCUCAGCUCAGCAGACAGAACGAGUUGAUGAAGGCACAGCUUAGUCAGGCCAAGAGUCUGGGGUCAGGGGAGGGAGGAUCGCCCAGCAGUUGGAGAGAGGACAGACGGUUGAGCUCUGACAGUAGAAGCAUACGUCAAAAUGUUGGAGAGAAGAGGAUGUCAGGGUCCAGCAGCACAGGGAGACACAGCAGACAGAGGCAACAUGUUCACGCUGCUGAAAGUGAGCAGGAGGCUCAGCAGGCAGAAUCACCGAGCACCUUCAGCGCGAUCAGUGUAGAACAGCGCCUCCUUGAGCUGAACAGACAGAGUGCGGCCGCCAGGAGUCGCCUGUUGGAGCUCAUUGAACAACAGAAACAAAGUGCUUCUACCAAAGUUUCCCCUUCUGCCUCCCCCAUCCCUCCAUCAGCUUUCAGCCCAAAUACAGAAAUAAGGUCAAGUCCAGAUGUGUCCAUGCAGAAACAGGAGUUACAGGCUGGUGGUGGUGAUAAGGGAGGUACGUUGAAUGAAGUCUCAUCAUUUCAAAGUGUCAGAGGAGAAGCCAGUGAAGGCAAAGCAAAGCAGGUGGAGAAGCAGAGAGUGCAAGAAGGUUGGUUUGCCUUGUCUGCUCAUGUGAGAUGACAAGAAGAGGAGAGUUGAUUCCACCCGAGGAACUUUCGGACCUCUUUGUAAUGUUUUAUUUAAUUUCAUCUAUUCUUUUUAAAUUACGGAAAUAAA
This is a messenger RNA of Sphaeramia orbicularis (orbiculate cardinalfish), 2497 nucleotides long. RefSeq names its product spindle and centriole associated protein 1 (gene spice1). Bases 140 to 2401 code for a protein of 753 amino acids. Lineage: Eukaryota; Metazoa; Chordata; Actinopteri; Kurtiformes; Apogonidae. The transcript is spliced from 18 exons. The record is from RefSeq and is a predicted model, not a curated record. Gene Ontology annotation, biological process: regulation of centriole replication; metaphase chromosome alignment; mitotic spindle assembly. Gene Ontology annotation, cellular component: centriole; centrosome; spindle.